GUUUGCAUCUUUUUGCAUCUUUGCGCCAUUUGUUUCAUGAAUUUGCACAGAAUCGACACCCACGAUGACGAUGCUGGCAGCGCUGCAACGUGGUGCAAACAACAACAGGAUGAGGAGCAUGCUAGCGCUGGUGCGGAGGGGGGCAGCAGCAGUGGUGUUUGGUGGCGGGAGGGCUGUGGCUGCUGGCCGCCUUGAGCUGGCCGCGUUGGCGCCAGCACGGUCCGUCUCCACAGCGACGACCGCGCGGUGGCUUCGAACCGCUCCUGCGACACCACACCGCACGUCGCCCGUGCACUCCUGCUCAUCAUCAUCGCUGAUGGCACCCACAAGGGCGAGACUACACACAACACGGAAGGCCUUGGCCAAGGAAGACAAGGUCCGCGUCGUGUUCAAGGACACUGAGGGUGGCAGCCAGGUUUGUGAAGCCCGCGUUGGACAGAACCUCCUUGACGUGGCCAUCGACAACGACAUCGACCUCGAAGGGGCUUGUGGAGGAACACUCGCGUGCUCAACAUGCCACUUGAUCAUCGACGAAGAGUGGUUCAAGAAGCUAGAGGAACCCGUGGACGAGGAAUUGGAUAUGCUUGACCUUGCCAUCGGCCUCACAGACACGUCUCGGCUCGGGUGCCAAAUCAUCCUGUCGCCCGAGUUGGACGGCAUCGAGGUGACGCUGCCGGACGAACAGAACGAUCUUCGUCAGUUCUAGCAGCGUGUCGUCAUGGCCACAGUCCCAUGGUGUCUAGAGCCUCCUCAAGGUUACAUAGGUUACGUCUACCCCGUUGUAGUUCCGUGCGUGCAUGCCCCUGUGCUCCUUUUGUUAAACAACUUCAAGGCA
Messenger RNA from Salpingoeca rosetta, 835 nucleotides. RefSeq names its product 2Fe-2S ferredoxin. Gene Ontology annotation, biological process: P450-containing electron transport chain; positive regulation of oxidoreductase activity. Gene Ontology annotation, molecular function: 2 iron, 2 sulfur cluster binding. The record is from RefSeq and is a predicted model, not a curated record. Gene Ontology annotation, cellular component: mitochondrion. Lineage: Eukaryota; Choanoflagellata; Craspedida; Salpingoecidae. Bases 65 to 706 code for a protein of 213 amino acids. The transcript has 3 exons.